AUGGCUGGCAACAAAGAUUGGCCAGAAAAGAAGGUAACGAAUGACUUUUGCUUCCAAAGAUAAAAAAGAACAAUGAAUUUCUUGAUUUACCUUUUUGUGUUUGUUCCCCUUUUCAAUGGUUUGACAGCCAAUAGAGUAGAAAAUUCUCUGGUUCAAAGAUAGUGCAAGCAAAGUUCAAAAAAUGCGGAACAGUAUUUCUACAAGUUUUGCAUUGCAUCUCUCGAAGAGAAUGCCAAGAGUCAAAAAGCGAGAAAUACUGAUUUAACAUUGGUAGGAACGAAUAACGUGUUAUCAAACUUAACCAACGUGAAAAAAAUUGUGGAGAAAAUUAUAAACGAGAAGAAAUAUAAGAGUACAUUGAGUAAGAAGUUGUUGCAAAAUUGUCUUAAACUUUACUCUUAUGGUUAUAACGCAUUGACCUUAGCUCUAAAGAACAUCAAAAUGCAUGAUAUGGAUAGUCUUGUGUUUAGUUUGAAGAGAGCAAAAAAAGCGCCAAGCAUUUGCGAAAUGGGAUUCAAUGGCGACAAUCAACAAGUAUCUCCCGUGAAGAAAGAAAACGAUGUUCUCUUCGACGUGAUUAACAUUCCUUUUUUGUUUCGUUUUAAUAGACAUUGA
This is a messenger RNA of Camelina sativa (false flax), 615 nucleotides long. Its product is annotated as pectinesterase inhibitor 12. NCBI's taxonomy places the organism in Eukaryota, Viridiplantae, Streptophyta, Magnoliopsida, Brassicales, Brassicaceae. The record is from RefSeq and is a predicted model, not a curated record. Gene Ontology annotation, molecular function: enzyme inhibitor activity.